This is a messenger RNA of Penicillium waksmanii, 618 nucleotides long. Its product is annotated as ankyrin repeat domain-containing protein. Gene Ontology annotation, molecular function: protein binding. The transcript has a single exon. The record is from RefSeq and is a predicted model, not a curated record. Lineage: Eukaryota; Fungi; Ascomycota; Eurotiomycetes; Eurotiales; Aspergillaceae. The coding region runs from base 1 to 618 and encodes 205 amino acids.
AUGGGGCAGAUAUCAAUUGUCGGAACAGCUGAUCUUGAUCCUCUAGACUUCCUCAACCGCACCCCAUUAUUCUACGCUGCUAUGUAUGGUCACAAAGACGCGGUCGAGGUUCUUCUAUCAAACUCAUCUCCAAGCAUCAGAGAUCAUUAUGGCGCGACACCUCUUUGCGUCGCAGUGAGAAAGGGUCACGUGGACGUGGUUAGACAAUUGGUCACUUUCUGUAAAGAAAAAAGCGACUUUGAAGACGGUUUGGGUCCAGAUUUGCUUUGGUGGGCGGCAGGGUCUGGGCAAGAUGGCAUGAUUGACAUUAUUCGUCAAUUCGCUCAAGAAAUCGGCAUCGAAGCCCCUGAGCCUAAUGUAUACAAGGAAUGCGUGGUAACUAAAUCGACUGACAACCACAUUGACCACCUUUUUGACAUCUGCGCUCGGUCUAUACCAAGUGAUUUCUCAUCCAUGAGGUGUGAAACAUGUGAAGGCUUCGAUGUUUGCCUUCAGUGUGUUGGGUUUAAGGUGGAGUGCUUGGAUUUUUCUCAUACGUGGAAGCUCCAGGAGCCAGAUGCGGGGGAUUCUGAUCGAGCUGAGGACAGUGAUGAUGAUAUAGAACUGAAUACUAAUUAG